CGGUAAUGUUAUUUAUUCUAACGAUCCUAACAUCGAAAAAGAGAUUAAAGAGGGGAAAGAAUAUGAAUUGGCCUAUUACGAAAGCAACACGGGUGAUGAAAGCGUGGAUUUAUUGGCAAAAGAGCCUCAAAGCGUAGAGCAACAGACUGAAGCAUUAUUGAAAUGA
Molecule: messenger RNA, 166 nt
Organism: Funneliformis caledonium
Lineage: Eukaryota; Fungi; Glomeromycota; Glomeromycetes; Glomerales; Glomeraceae
Source: the annotation of a GenBank genome assembly